Molecule: messenger RNA, 747 nt
Organism: Gloeophyllum trabeum ATCC 11539
Lineage: Eukaryota; Fungi; Basidiomycota; Agaricomycetes; Gloeophyllales; Gloeophyllaceae
Exons: 6
Coding region: 1-747 (248 amino acids)
Source: RefSeq, a predicted model, not a curated record
AUGUCCCUGUACCUAGAUCAGAGUCGUGCCUAUCGGGUAACACACGCGAAACAAUUGAAGGCCAAGGCAGGGCUAGCGAAACUGAUCUAUGUAGGCAUAGGCAUUUCACAGGAGCUCAAAUUUAAGGGGCCCUUGGGUCGCAGUCUACCGGAGUUCCAUCGAAUAGAUUCUGCAAGGGCGUCACCAGCAGGAAUCUUGAUGGCCCCGAUCGGGUUUCCUUCGAGGGCGAGAGAUGUACAGGGAGCUAUGGAUGAACAUGCUCCACGCAUGCGGAUGCCCGGACGCGAAGGCACUCUUCCCCAUAUUCAAGUCCGUAUCGAGCAUGCUCUUCCCCGGGCAGGAGCUACCCCCAACACUCUCAGAUUAAUACCUUGGGAAAUCUCGAAGCAUCGCCUGGUCCAGACGCAGUGCGACGCGGCUCCGAAUCGCGCCGCCGAGACGGUCACUCGAGCCUGCGCCGCGUCGACCAAGUUCGCAGCUUUGGAUAUAGGAAAUAUACUCUACCUGCAUGGAGCCUUGAGGGCAUUAGUAUCUUUGGGGACAGGAGGCCGACUCGAUGGCGAACGCAAGCACAAGAAGGAUUCCUCCGUCGGGGUUGUUAGGAACCUGUAUGUCGUUCGUCGUAUUAUUCAGGAGAUCGUGAUUCACUACCGUCCUGCCCAGGAUGACGAGAUGCAGACCUUCCUCGCUGCCCCCAUUCACGACUUCGAGGUUGUGGUCGCUUAUGCCGAGAAGAUUUUGGUUUGA